Messenger RNA from Colletotrichum truncatum, 1182 nucleotides. Its product is annotated as NAD-dependent aldehyde dehydrogenase. Lineage: Eukaryota; Fungi; Ascomycota; Sordariomycetes; Glomerellales; Glomerellaceae. Gene Ontology annotation, molecular function: zinc ion binding; oxidoreductase activity. The record is from RefSeq and is a predicted model, not a curated record.
AUGAAGGCUGCUGUGUUUCAAGGCACUAAAUCUAUAACCGUUGAAGAAGUGCCCAAGCCCAUGAUCACAGCUCCUAAAGAUGCCAUCGUACAUAUCACACACUGUACAAUUUGCGGAUCGGACUUGCACAUGUACUCUGGAGAGAUGAACAUAGCCAUGAAGAAAGGCGACAUUAUGGGUCACGAAGCGAUUGGGAUCGUGGAAGAGAUCGGCCCCGACGUCGAGAACCUUAAACCUGGCGACCGAGUUAUCAUACUCCCAGUCAUCGCUUGCGGGGAAUGCUUCUAUUGCCAGCGACAAGAGUACUCACUCUGUGACAAGACCAACCCUUCAAAGGAGAUGGAACAACUAUACGGCCAUCGUUUGUCAGGUAUCUUUGGAUAUUCACACCUUACCGGUGGGUAUCCUGGAGACCAGGCUGAAUGGUGCCGAGUACCGAAUGCAGACCUUACUUGCGUCAAGGCUCCGUAUGACGUUGACGCAAAGAAACUUGUUGGCCUAGCGGAUGUUACAACCACAGCCUGGCAUGGAUGUGAGCUGGCGGAGGUCGGUGAAGGGGAUGUCGUCGGCGUAUGGGGAUGUGGCGCAGUCGGACUUUCGAUUCAGCGGCUUUCGAAGUUCCGAGGAGCCAAAAGAGUAUACGCUUUGGAUGUAGAUCCGAAACGGCUGCACAAAGCAGAAGAAUUUGGUAUGAUUCCUGUGGAUGUAUCCAAACACAAAGAUGUCGCCGAGUACCUUCUUUCUGUCGAGCCGCUUGGUCUAGAUCGAGGCAUUGAGGCAAGUGGGUUUCGCAGCGCCCGGUCGUUGGCGCAUAAGAGCAUGAGAGCGUUGGGUUUGGAGGGUGACAGUGGUGAUACAAUUACCGCAUGUAUCAAAGCGACCAGGAAAGGCGGCAAUGUGGCGCUGAUUGGGGAUUUCUUUUUCCACACGAACCAGUUCCCGAUCGGCAUGUUGAUGGAGAAGACCAUCACUCUCAGAGGAGGUCAAUUGAUGGCUCAGAAGAAGUAUCACCCUUUUCUGUUAAACUUAGUGGUCGAUGGUACAUAUGAUCCUUCAUGGAUGUUUACACACGAAGCCAAAUUCGAGGAUAUUGGUAAGUGGUAUGGGUAUUUUGAUCGACACACAGUACCGGGUGGAUUGAAGGUCCUCUUGACGACGGAGUUUGGGAGGUCUCAAUGUUGA